ACCUUGUUUUGUUUGACAAAGUCAAAUAUUGUGAUAGUUUUUUUAAAUGUGAAUUUAGAUAAAAAAGUGAAAUAACUUCUUCAAAAUAUUAUAGAAAAUAACCUCUUUCAGAAAUAUGGAUAUCGGCGAGAUAAGGACACCAGAAGAUGUACGUAAAGUAAUAAAAACGGCUAAACUACAUGAAUCGGAGCUAACAGAAAUUACUCAAGUUCUUAGGUUUCCGGACCCCAGUACACAAAAUGAUAACUUAAGACUUAUGCUUCUAGAUGAUAAUUUACUGAAACAAAUUGAAGCUGGAAAUCAGUUAAUAUUCAAAGGUGAUGAAGAAGAAAAUGUAGUGCUAUGCACAGAUAACAAAACAUACGAUGUUAAGGAAGCAGAGACUUCCAAUAGCCUUCUACUAGUUCCAGACUUAUUAUUCGCAGCAGCUAGUGGUUUAGAUGAAACACUCGCCAAUAAUUCCAUCGAAGGUGAUUCCGAUUCAUCCUUCGAAAGAUCCAACACAAGUUUGAAUAAGUCAACAGAUUCCGACGAUGGCAGACCACCUAGGAAACUAGUUACGAAGGAUAUAGUUAAUACAUUCUUCACAUAUUACGAAGUAAAACCUUGCAAACCGCGUCUUUUGAAGUUACAGAAACUUCUAGAAGCUACGAAGUAUUCUGGUGCGGAACUCGAAUAUACCAUCGACAAAACGAAAUUGCUAAAUUUUGAGGGUAUUUUUGAUAAAGUGCAAGCGUCACGAGCGGAAUUAAAAGAUGAAUUAAAAAGAAUACAAGCUAUUAACAUCGAUGGUUAUUAUCGAUUAUUGGAUUUUGAUUACGAGUUUCGAGUUUUGUCCUAUAUGCUAGAUCUUAUUGAAGAGAAUUCGUGGCCUUUAGAUAAAAUAUCAAGGGAAUGGACACUUGAUAGUUUAAAGGAUCUUGUGCCUAAGUCUAUACUGGAAGCAAUGUUCGAUUUUUAUACAAAUAAAACUGUAGAAGAAGAAGGGACACAAUAUUACAGAUACAAGGACGAUAAAGUCUGUCAGUUUUUGGCUAGGGUUCUGUUAAAAAGCGCGGGUAAAUUCAAUUUGCAUGAAUUUCUACAAGCUUGGCGGGAUUCUGUACCGGAAGGGAUGAUUACAAAUGAAGCCUUACUAUCUGGCAUAGCCAUAGUCGAUAGAAGCAGUACUCCACAAGUUAUAUGGGGGUUCGUAGAGAGUGAUCUACCGGAGGAUAUCAACGAGAGGUUCAAAAUACUGUUCCAGAGUAAAGCCAAGUGGACGGUUGAUGAAAUAUCUCCGUAUAUUCAGUCAUAUGCAACGGAAAAAUUAAAUGUCAAUGCACUUUUAACAAAAUAUGCUCGGGCGUCGACUCAAAACGGUGUUCGAGUGUUUUCUGCUAAGCAUAUGAAAUAAGUAUAAUGUUGUUUUAAUUUUUAAAUAACUAGUGUAAAUAAAUAUUUUUUUU
Messenger RNA from Colias croceus (clouded yellow), 1448 nucleotides. RefSeq names its product sister chromatid cohesion protein DCC1. Bases 116 to 1396 code for a protein of 426 amino acids. Gene Ontology annotation, biological process: mitotic sister chromatid cohesion; maintenance of mitotic sister chromatid cohesion. Gene Ontology annotation, cellular component: chromosome, centromeric region; Ctf18 RFC-like complex; chromatin. Lineage: Eukaryota; Metazoa; Arthropoda; Insecta; Lepidoptera; Pieridae. The record is from RefSeq and is a predicted model, not a curated record. The transcript is spliced from 5 exons.